This is a messenger RNA of Microdochium trichocladiopsis, 4089 nucleotides long. RefSeq lists its product as uncharacterized. Gene Ontology annotation, molecular function: protein binding. The transcript is spliced from 4 exons. Lineage: Eukaryota; Fungi; Ascomycota; Sordariomycetes; Xylariales; Microdochiaceae. The coding region runs from base 1 to 3858 and encodes 1285 amino acids. Gene Ontology annotation, cellular component: cytoplasm; nucleus. The record is from RefSeq and is a predicted model, not a curated record.
AUGGCGUCCACAUUAGACUCGCUCCAGCCCGACACAGCCAAAGUGAGCGAGGACUUGGAGCGGCUUCGCGGAUUUGUGCUUCAGGCCAGCAAGGACAAUGAAAUAGCCACGGUGGCAGAGAUGCUCUGUGAGCAGCAUAACAUUGAAGUGUCGCUACUCCAAGACGGCCAAUUGCUCCCAGAACGCGAGUUGGCGGAGCUCCUGGAGAGGUUUGGAUCUGAUGCAGGGAACAUCAACGACGAAGACUACGCGUCUGGGAAGUUGCCGGACAUCGACAUUGAAGUCCUUGAGGCCAACGGGCGAUGGACAUCGCUGAGGACAAUCAGUGAGAAGGUGUCGACUGGCCGGUCUGAUCAGGCUGCAGCAGCCUUUGUGCCCAGCGUCAAAUUUCAUGAAUUACCGUUCCAGCGGUUUGAGAAGACAGUCUUUGGCGACAACUCGACCGGGGCGCAGCUGCUAAAGCAGGACCCGAGGGGCAUCCAGCAUGUGCAAGAGGACAUGCAACGCCUUGUUCUCGAGAUCCAGAAGGCGACAAACUCCCCGCGCCCAAUGGAUCCCGCAGCUCUAUAUGUGUAUCUGUGCAGUUUCUCCCGGAACCAUCACAACAGCACGCGACGCACACUCCCAAAGCCUGGAGCUGGCUCUUCGCUAGGGUUUGAUUUCGGCAGCCACAUCCUUAUCGACAAGAACGACAUGUCUGCCUCGACGGUGCUCCGCAUGCUCCUGUUCUCAGUGGCCAAUGGCUUCGCGGGGCUUGAUGCCAUCCCGGCCGAGAGCAUCAUCUCGCAUCUCCGCCAGCAGGCCCAUGCGACCUCUCUGUUGCGCAACAUCCUCAAGCUGCCCGGGCACAUCCCUCGGGCACUGGCGGACAACCUCCUCAAGGCUGCCGUUGCGGCAAAGGACGUGCCGGUCGCCAAGAUGCUGCUCGAGCUGAGACCCAAGUCCACGUCCCCCUCGGCUUCUGCAUCUAUCAACGAUAUCCGCGCGCGUACUUCAAUGUCAUCCAAAAACGCCGGCCCCAGGCCCGCCCCCAAGACACUGCUUGAGCAAGCUGCUCGGAGCCGUGACGCAGACAUGAUUGCCCUCCUCCUGUCUCACGGUGCAGAUCCGAAUCAACGCUUCUCUCCUCCCGCUACCACAACCGACAGCUACGACUACAAUCCCGGCCCCAGCAAGGGACCCCUAGCCGUGAUCGUGGGCGGGAACCCAGCCAUCGGCAGGAGCAUGGGUCUUGGGUCGGACCGCAAGAAAGAAGAUGGGUACGCACCGGCGAAGCUCCUCCUAGAUGCAGGAUGUACUUUCGACCCGGCGAUCGUGGACUACGCGAUCCAGCGACGAGAGAUGGAGCUCGCGUUCCUGCUGGCGCUGCACGUCUCGCCAAAAAUGCACCGGACCAUGAUCAGUCGCGGCGGAAUGCUGGUCAAACUUGUACGGUAUGCGAGAAGGGAGAUCGACGCCCUUGAGAUUGUAGAGCGUUUCCACUACAUGUGCAGCGGUGGUGGUCAUGGCGCCGAAGGGAGCGCCAGUGAGGCAGGGCAAGCGGCUCCAUGCGGCGAGUGUCCCUCCCGCUACGGCGACUCGACACUGACCUGGGUGGUCGUCGAGUCGUGCCGGCGGCGCUUCCUUAGCCUUGUCGACUUCUUCACCAAGAAGCACCGCGAGACGUACGCGCCGCACAUUCGCUGGGACAUGGCGCUCAGCGCAGCCUUCCGGACCCGGGACAGUGCCAUCAUCGACCGCAUCCUCGCCAUGGAGCCGGACAUUGCAAAGUGCAAGAAGCACACCAUCGACCGCCAUACAGACGACUUUGACGGCAGGCUCUCGAUGGAGCGGUACUCGACGCCCCUGAGUGAGGCCAUUGAAAGCGGGCUGACGGCAGACUCUCCGUACGGGGCCGACUACGCGUCCGUAUGCGAGGCCAGGGGCGCUCUGGAGGCCCUCAAGAAGGACGCAGACCACCGGAGGUGUGCACUUCAGGGCGCAGCAUCGAUCGGCAACGUCGCGUACCUCGACAAGAUCCUAGACGUCUGCAAGAAGAAGAUCAAGCCAGCGGACAUGACAGACGCCAUGGCGAUGGCCAUCUUGGCCGGGCACGACGAUGCCUUCUACACGCUUUACAGGGCCGGCGGGGACAUGACGCGGCGGACAUCCCACUCACCCUGCGCGCCGGACCCCAUGUUCGCAGCCAUCUUGCGACGCAACCUGCCCGUCGCACGCGUGAUCCUCGCGUCCGGCGGAGGAGGCGGGAGCAACCUGUCUGACCGGUAUUUGCACUCGUUCGACUUUGCCCGGAGAGACUACUCUCACCCCUGGCAGAGCGACGAGGAGGAUCCCGGCUCGAGCGACCACCCGAGGAACACGUCGAGCGACAUCCUGGACCAGGCGAUCCUCUGGGGCCGGCGGGACAUCAUCAUCGGCGUCAAGACGCUGCGGCCCAUGCAGUGCCUGACGUUCCCGAGCACGCGCGUGCAGGUCUACCUCCGGGCGAACCACGACAUGCUGGACUUCCUGGUUGCCGAGCACCUCAUCAACACGGAUGGCCUGAAGCGCUGUCUCGAGCACGCAUUCUUCACGCAGGACGAAGCGUUCCUGGACAAGCUCCUGGCCGCGGGGGCGGACGGGGCGAGCGAGGCGGUGUUAACCGCGGGGAUCAAGGCGCCGAAGCUGCUGCGGCGGGUGCUCGAGGACGUCAGCGAUGGGCGGCGGCCACGGCCACAGAAGCCCGGCUUCGGUAUCGAGGCACUCAUCGGGGCGAUCCGCAUGGAGGACCGCGCUGUGCUCGAGGCCAGGCCGCACAAUGCCAUGCGGAUCUUUGAGCCCACCGAGAGCGCGCUCGUCAAUGGCAGGCAGGUCGGCAGGGAGGCAGUCGCGGUGCUGCUCGACUCUGGACUGGUUGACGUGCGGUGCGGGCGGUACUCGAAUUCACCGAUGAAGGAGGCCAUCGACGUCUACCAGAAGCGGAUCAAGGAGAAGGGGGGCCAGCCACAAGAUGGUGCGGGUGCGGGUGUUGUAGACGUUCAGGGACUUGGGGCCGAGAUUCCUCCCAACGGCGCCGCAGGCCAAAGGCACAACGCCGACGACGACGACUACGACGAGCUCGAGAUUAUCCGCGCCCUCCUCGCCCGCGGGUGCCACCCGGACGACCCCUCUCGCGGAUGGAGAGGCGACAGUGUAGAGACUUCGUUCUUACACGCGAUUGGUGCAAGGGAUCCCGCUCUCGUCCAGCUGAUGCUUGAGCACGGGGCGACGAUCAACUACCCUCCUGCCUCUGUCCUCACCGGCGAUGGAGCCGACGAGGACGCCAUCGACGACGACCCUGCAUCGUGGAGCAGGCUAAACUUCUUCUCCGGGUUGUCCCGCACACCCUUGCAGAGGGCCGUCGAGGAGAACAGCGCGGUGAUUGUGGACAUGCUGCUCAACCCGGACAAGUACACCAACUCGUCCUCGUCCUCGCUACCCACAUCACGCGCCUGGGAGCCGGCAGACGCCAACGCGCCCGCGUCACACCGCGGCGGAGCCACGGCCCUGCAGAUCGCCGCCGCGCAGGGCAACUGCGGGAUCGCGGCGACGCUGCUGGCCCACGGGGCCGACAUCAACGCCGGCCCCGCAAAGGUGCUGGGCAAGUCUGCUCUCCUCGGCGCAGCGGAGAACGGGAGACUGGAAAUGGUGGAUUUUCUGUACGCGAAUGGGUACGUCUUUGAGUGGGAAGGGUGCAAGGAAGCGUACAAGGCGGCAAAGCUCAAUGGUGAGAUGGCAUGCGCGGCAAGAAUCAGGGAGAUCUUGGAGGAGGUUGAGGCUGGUGUCGGUGGUGAUGACGAAGAGGGCGUGGAAGAGGUGGCCAGGGAGAGCAGGCUUUGAACCAAGUCGAACUCGGCCGACCGGACGACCGGGUGGCAGCCGCGGAAGAUUCAAGUUGGUUGCGUUCAAGCAUCAGUCUUGCCGGGGCUCGCGGUCGUGUACUUCAACAGCCGUUGCACAUAGAUUCCUAGACUGUCAGAUUUCCUGUACUCAAUUAGGAUCCGCUGAAUAAUUAGUGAAUGAAAAUGUUGUUGGCUGAGGCCGAGGUUGGCCUAGUCGGCUGACCAAGCG